AUGGAAUCAAAUACUGCUGCAAAAGUCUUGUAUCUUCGACUGAAAAACGACAAGUAUAGUGAUGAAUAUUUGAACGAGCUUGAAGGACAUUUAUCUCCAGAAAGCUACGCACAGAGAAUACGGUCAAUUAAUGUCCUGGCCAAGUCACAAUCAAAAGCAUUAUUUAGACGUUAUGUCAUACCGCUUACAUUGGGGGCAUUUCAGAUUUCAUUGAUUAUCUAUCUUUUCUCAACUGAAGGUCAGCUUACUAGCACAGCCAUUAGAGUAAUAUCAUCUGCUAUUGUCAUUUUGGGAUUAGCAACACUUAUAUGUGGAAGUAUCAUCGUUAAGAAGGCCGUAGAGAGGUUCUACACUCAACUCGACCAGUUGUUGAUAGAAUUUAAUAUCACGGAUAAUCCUCAACAUGUACAUUGGAAGCGAGAUCUUUAUACGGGGAAUUCAAUAAUUAUCGAAGUUGGACAAGUGUCUCAACCACUGCCGGCUUAUAAAGAAAUCCCGAACGAAGGGGAUAAGAUCAUUCUUCCACCUCCACCCGCAUACACUCCACUUGCAGAUAACCAGGUUUAA
Messenger RNA from Paraglomus brasilianum, 567 nucleotides. The record is from the annotation of a GenBank genome assembly. NCBI's taxonomy places the organism in Eukaryota, Fungi, Glomeromycota, Glomeromycetes, Paraglomerales, Paraglomeraceae.